UUUGUUACCAGCCAUAGCCUUGUCUCCUCCGGCACAGCGUGGUGAAAGAGAAGCAUUUGGCAGUUAUGGUUGAUCAGCGUUUCUUUCAUCCUCUCGGUGCAUUAGAGAAGACGAACACGCUCGCAUUACAUAGAUCCUGUUCCCUAUAUCGUUUUUGACGGAUUACAAAAGAAAAGAUGCGCUGUAAAACCUAACGAGCCUACAUCUUCAUCAAUGUUCGGGAGAUGACAUUGAGGAUAACUUAGCAGGACUGUGAGCUCGGCUGUCAUUUGCAGGAAAAUGCAUCUUUGGAUUUCAUACGUUUUGCUAAGUGCAACAUCAAUGUGCACUGCUGAGAUGCUUGGCAGUUAUGGAGAAAUAUGUCAAAAACUGUGUGCCUGCGAGGAGAGAGAGGGGAUACUUACAGUGAGCUGUGAAAACAGAGGAAUUUUAAGUCUCUCAGAUAUAAACCCAGUGUACUUUUCCCAGUAUCAUCUACUGCUUACGGGGAAUCUUUUGAAAAAGCUAUCUGUCAAUGACUUUAUUGAAUAUAAAGGACUAACAAUAUUGCAUCUGGGGAAUAAUGACAUAUCUGAGGUUGAAGCAGGAGCUUUUAAUGGACUUCAGGGAUUAAAACGAUUACAUCUCAACAAUAACAAAAUUGAUGCCUUGAAGGAAGAGUUUUUCUUUGGCCUUGAAAGUCUGGAGUAUCUACAAAUUGAUUAUAACUAUAUUACUCAUGUGGCGCCAAAUGCCUUCAGCAGACUUCGACAUCUAGAGGUCCUGAUUCUAAAUGACAACUUAAUAUCUACUUUGCCUGUGAACAUCUUUCAGUAUGUACCUUUGACUCAUUUGGACUUGAGGGGGAAUCAGCUCAAAGUGCUUCCCUACUCAGGUCUGCUGGAGCACAUGAACAGUGUUGUGGAGUUACAGCUGGAGGAGAACCCGUGGAAUUGUUCCUGUGAGCUGAUAGCUCUUAAAACCUGGCUGGAGAGCAUAUCCUACACAGCUUUAGUCGGCGAUGUUGUUUGCGAAUUCCCUUUUCGGCUACAUGGGAGAGAUCUUGAUGAGGUUUCAAAACAAGAGUUGUGCCCAAGGAGAGCCAUCGCUGAGUAUGAGAUGCCACCCCUGCCACAUCUGAGCACCGAUGCAUACUAUAGGACGACGCCAGCUCUAGUCACAGCUUCCUUCACCUCAUCUGGGAUUGCACGGUCCUCAUCAAGACCCACUAAGGGACCUCGCCAGUCAGGAAAAUUAAAAUCAAGACCCACUUCUCGCAUCCCAUCUAAUAAACCACAAAAUUAUGGCCAAAUCAUUUCAUAUCAAACCAAAUCCCCUGUGCCUUUAGAUUGCCCAACUGCCUGCACCUGCAAUCUUCAAAUUUCAGACCUUGGCCUGAAUGUGAACUGCCAGGAGCGAAAGAUUGAGCAUAUUUCAGAUUUAAAUCCUAAACCUUACAAUCCCAAAAAGAUGUAUCUAACAGGAAAUUAUAUCCCUGUGGUGCGUCGGUCAGAUUUUAUCGAGGCAACAGGAUUAGAUUUGCUUCAUCUUGGUAACAAUCGAAUAGCUCGCAUACAUGAUAGAGCUUUUGGUGAUUUGACACUUCUAAGGAGACUAUACCUUAAUGGGAAUUUGAUUGACCAUCUUACAGCUGAUAUGUUUUACGGACUGGAAACCCUACAGUUUUUAUAUUUAGAAUACAAUGUCAUUAAAGAGGUUGCCUCUGACACCUUUCAGUAUGUACCCAAACUUCAGCUUCUUUUCCUGAACAAUAACCUCUUGAAAACUUUACCAGUGGGAACAUUUAAUGGUCUGACAUUAGCCAGACUAAAUCUUCGCAACAACCAUUUGCGAUAUCUGCCUGUUAGCGGUGUCCUCGAUCAACUUACGGCAUUGGUGCAAGUCGAUUUGUUCGAGAAUCCCUGGGAUUGCUCUUGUAGCAUACUGGAGCUGAAGAUGUGGCUGGAGCAGCUUAGCACAGGCACAGUUGUAAACAAUGUCAUCUGUGGCUCGCCUAAGAGGCUAGCUGGAGAGGAUAUGAGAUACAUUAAGACAGCUAAUUUCUGCCCUAAUAACUCAGAUGUACUUGCAUCCAUGAUUCCACCCUCUGAAGAAUCUUUUCCUGGCAGCACUAUCACCAUAGAAACAUCCUUGGACUCUGAUACACAAUACGGCUCAAUUCCUUUAUCUGUGAUGAUUCUUGCCCUCCUGCUUAUGUUCAUUGUGUCUGUGUUUGUAGCUGCAGGACUAUUUGUGGCAAUAAAAAAGAGACGUCAAAAGAGCCAAAACAAGCAGAAUAACUCCAUGAAUGCUUGCAUUAGCUCUCUCAACAUGGAAUAUGGCCUUUACAAAAAAGGAUCCAUUCCCAAAGUCAGAACAUCUGCCGGACAUGUAUAUGAGUACAUCCCACCUCCCACAGAAGCCACAAGCAGAACUAGCGCCCACACCCCAACGGACAGCAAAUCAGUGGAAGGAUUUAGAGACUUUGAUGAGCUGAGUGGUGCUUUUCUGGGUAACUCGGAUGAAGAGGCAGCCAGUAAUGUAAUAAGCUCGGAAUACAGUGCCGCUACUCCAGAGCCUCUGAACAAGUCUGCCACCCCACACCAAGACGACCUGUGCUACUACAGAGAUGUGCUUGAGCCUGACAAGCACACACGCUACAGCAAUACACUACCAUGCAAGCAUGCAGCGCAUUCAUCGAGUCAGUAUACCUCAGACUUUGAUGCAAGGCAUCAAUAUGUGCACCCAGAGAGAAUACAACAGACGAUACUUUAUUGUACUGCACCAAGUACUGUUUAUGUAGAGCCCAACAGGAGCGAGUACUGGGAACUGAAAGCAAAGCUUCAUAUUGAUCCCGAUUACCUUGAGGUUCUUGAAAAACGAACAACAUUUACACAGUUUUAGAGAGACUCGACCCCUGGAUGGAUGCAUUGAUGCAAUGUAUCCAUUUUAAUCAGGGAUGAGACCAUGUUUAAAAAACAGACAGGACUGUUUUAUCACCUUUAUUAGAACAAUGUAUUUCUGGGAAUCAUGCUUUACAGGACUGAAUAAUAAAGAGGAACUCUACUCAUUUCACAGUAUCACUUAACUCUUCAUCCCUGUGGUGUUUAACAGUUUGGUUUAAAUUUGUAAAUAUGAACAAGCAACCAGAGAUUCAGGGCUCUUAUGAGUAAUCCCAUCAUGAAAUAUAUCCUGGAGAUGUUACAUUGACAAUAAUGUGAGACCGAGCUUUUACUCUCAAAUUAGCUGAAUUUCGUGAGUGUUAAUGAACCGUGCAGAUGAUAUGUUCUUAUCCCAAAAUAACACAGGGUUUUGUUACAGUUAUAUCUAUGGCUCCCAGUCAUGUCUUUUCAAAUUUAUUGAAAAUGAAAUUCAUACAUGAGACUAAAUAAGAUUUAUUCUGCAGAUGAACUUGUCUGUACCCAUGAAUAUGACCUGUGUGUAGGUGUUGACUAAACUGAUAUGGCCUACACAUCCGUCAGGAAAUUAUGCUCAAAUGAAAAAAUGGAAUCAGACACAUUUAGUGAGUUCCCCAGCACGCACAGCUCUGAGAUGAUAAUAUUAAAUGCAUGAGGUCAUAAAACAAAUUCCAAUGUAAUAUCUCAAAGCACAGAUUAUGACGCCAGUAAAUCUCUGCUCUCUUGUUUGCAGAUUUGGGAAAGAAUAAUUAAUGUAUCCUAACAAUAUAUUGAACUGACCUAGUGCAUAUACUGUAUGAUAAUAUGUGAAAAUAGGUCUUGUUCCCUCAGAGCAUCCUCAUCUCCAAACCAACUGCACUUGUGGAUUGUGGACACAUGUUGUACUUGUACGGAGUUAAAUAUUAAUGUUUUGUCACUGUAUUCGGAAAUGUUGUAACUAGAAGAUUAUAUUCCCAACUACCUUCAGAUGUAUUGCAACUGAAAGAAAAUGAGCUUUGACUGAAGGUCUAUAUCAUAUGUCACAAUUGGGAUUUUAUAUGAACAUAUAACUUGACAAUACACUUGCUGAAAACUGAUGACCUAUAAUAAGUGUCUUUAUUUAUUUGUACCAGAACCAAAGCACUUCAGAACAAAUUCACUCAUAAUAUAUGCAAUCUUUGACACUCAAAGGGUUACAUCAAAGCUCAAUCUUGUGUUUUAUUGUACCCUUACGAUUUUUUUUUCUUAAUUAUAAAUCUGAAUUGACUUUCCAGUUGCAAUACAUUUGAGUAGAUUUGCAAUACAAUAAGAGUAUAAUGUUUCUCCAUAGACUUCUGUUUGAAAUUCAGCUGAAAAUCUUUCAAAUCUGUCCCAUAAAAAACCUAUUUUCAAUUGCUAUUUUUAUAGAAACAAAUAUUACCUUUUUUGUUCUUGUCAAACAAUGCACUAUUGACUACUACAGGUCAAAAAUGAUGUCACUUUCAGAAAUGCACAAUAUAGUAACACGUGCAUAUAGCCAUAGAAGUAGGUUGGAUGCAUACAUAAACUUAUGUUAAAAAAAAUCUUGCACUAUGCAUAGAUAUAGAAUAUAUUUAGACAAUCUGUACUUAAUGCAGCUCAUCCCCUCAGUCAUAAACAUGAUAUUUAAUUAAUAAUGUUAUCACAUCCCAUAAAUGCUUAUUUGAAAUAUAACAGAGAUGAAUAUUCAGAGGUACCACAUUUUGGAUAAUUCAUUUUUUCUAAAAUGUCAUAUAUUUUUAAUUAUAUGUGUUUUUAGGGGAAUGCUGAGUGCUUCUGAGAAACAGUCUUGUUAUUUGGCAUUGUUUGUUUCAUCUAUGUGGUACAGGGUUGUAUGUAAUCUGGCAUUUUGACUGCAAUUAGCAGUCCUCUUUGCUCUCCUGAUAAGGAGGGAUUGAUGCGUAAAUGUGUAAAAGUUUGCAGGAGCUUUAGCUAUUAGAUAGAAAAGCACAACAAAUGAUUGCAGUAGCUGAAUGGUCGUCUUUAUGCAUAAAAACGUCCUAUGCUCAAAAGCAGACUAAGCACAUCAUCCAGUCUUAAUGCAGUCUAACCAAUUUCUGGGUCAAUAGUGUAAGCCCAGAAAUCUGACUUUCCCUAAGAGUUUAAUACACAGAGAAAAUUCACAUCAUAUGCAGUAUUAUGCACUGAACCUGUCAUCUUAACUCAACUAAUUAGAGGACAUGGUGUAUCUGGACCCUGUCUGCAUGUCACCAUGUAUUACACUGCAGCAUUAGUCAUGGUGUUUAUCAAGUUUACAGUCUUGGUUUGUUGCCUUUCACAUGUUCAGAGUCAUUUUGUGAUUCUUUUGUCAGUUGACCUGUGCUGGUUUUUUGGAAAUUCGUCAGAACAAACAAAAAAUCUACACAGUAAUGCAUGAUGUAAACCUGCACAGAUUUGUACUUUGUUAAAUGAAGGAUUUUUUUAUUCAAUGUAUGGCUGUGAAGUUAAACACUGUAAACCUGCAAACAUGCACAGACUGAUACACAGAAAAUGUUUUUUUCAUUGUGAACAGUGAGCAACAUGUAAUUAAUUGUUCCACUUCUCAAGCAGAUAAUUCUUUUUUAAAGUGUGUGUUUAAAUAGCACCUCACAAAAAGGCAAAGUAUUUGGGGGAAAAUCCUACACUUGUAACAUUUUGUGUGUCAUGACAUUUCUUUCAGUUUGUGAUUUUGCAAAGGCAACAGUGUAAAGGAACACAGCAUUUAUUGUACAUAACAGAAAUUUGUAAUAUGUUUUUCUCUUUCAGCUUUUUUGUAAUCAAUGACCAAAUGCAGAUUUUUGUCUGAUAAUCCAAAAAAUAUGUUGAAUUGAAAUGUGACUGUCCUGUAUGUAUGUGCAAAAGUUUAAUCUGCAAAGCGGAAGAGGUCCAGUCAGUGUCUUAUUUUUAUUCCAAUACAUAUGUUUGCUUUUGUUUUUUUUGUUUUGUUUUCAUAUGAAACAGUGAUUUUCUAUAUAUGUCAACCUCUGAUUUGUAAAUAGAACACUUCAUCAGCAUUUCCAUGCAAACUUGCAUCGUCUCUGAAAAGCAAAAACUUGGUCUCUUAUUGCAAAAACACAGUACAACUAGGAAUAUGUGGGGUAAAUAUAUCUACAGUGUGCUGUUUCUUUAGUUGUCAUCUGAUGAAUAAAAGAUAUGCAUUCAUUUGGUAUACCCUUGUUUGUGUGUUCCCUUCAUACUCUAAACCCUGGUGU
Molecule: messenger RNA, 6085 nt
Organism: Scatophagus argus
Lineage: Eukaryota; Metazoa; Chordata; Actinopteri; Scatophagidae
Gene: slitrk5b
Product: SLIT and NTRK-like family, member 5b
Exons: 2
Coding region: 280-2883 (867 amino acids)
Biological process (GO): axonogenesis; positive regulation of synapse assembly; regulation of presynapse assembly
Cellular component (GO): membrane
Molecular function (GO): protein binding
Source: RefSeq, a predicted model, not a curated record